Molecule: messenger RNA, 2166 nt
Organism: Phytophthora nicotianae INRA-310
Lineage: Eukaryota; Oomycota; Peronosporomycetes; Peronosporales; Peronosporaceae
Exons: 1
Coding region: 538-1635 (365 amino acids)
Source: RefSeq, a predicted model, not a curated record
CAGUUCGUUGUCCGAAGUGUUGCCAUGAUGGUCAGUGUACGAAGUAUACGCCAGCGCAGAGAGCUCAUGUGUACCGGCCAAGAAACGCCGGAAGUUGAAGCAACAGAGAGAGUAAUAAGUACCAUGGUAUGCAGGUCUCCUCAGCAACACGGAGUUUUCUCCCACCAGUAAUGGUGGACCACCACCACACACCCGCCACAUGGACCACAGCGGCGGUGGAAUUCAGCCAGCUCUAUCCAACGUCUCAUAUCCGUCGCGUUGAGGCGCAUGACUCAAUUGCUGGCAGCAACUUGCGCUGUGCGCAGCAUGCAGAGCUCGGGAUGUGGGCUUCAGAGCCAGAUCUUAUCCACAUGUCAAUUACGAAGAGCGACCGUCGUGGCGUUGAGUCGCUCGUGACGCGCAAGAAGGUCCAUUGUGCAUACAAAGACUGCGCUUCCCGCACUUUUACCGAACCCGCCUCUGCAGACCACGCACUGGGGCUGAUCCUUGCGCCCCGCUCCGCUCCAGCAGACUCGAAAAAGACCCCGACAGCAAAAGAUGUUCCGUAAGUUCGCUGUCUGCACGGCCGUGCUGGUGGCCGUACUCUCCAACGAAGCGCUGGCCCUGCAGCAGGGUGGCUCGUUCACGCCGACCACCAGCGGCAACCAGGAUGACUCGUACACCACGCCGGCGACCAAGGGGCCUGUUGUGACGACGCCGACCCCUGUGGCCACCACCCAGCCCCCUGCCGCUACGGUGCCGGCCACCACGGCUCCGGCUGUGACGCCGGCCGCUACUACGCCAACCCCGGCGGUGACUCCGGCCGCUACGACUCCAUCCCCGGCCGCGACUCCGGCUGCCACGACCCCGGCUCCGGAGAUGGAGGCCCCAGUGGCUACCCCGGCAGUGCCUACGACGCCUGCUACCACCCCGGCCGUCACGACCCCGUCGACGCCGACGACUCCUUCUGCCACCCCGGCUGUCACUACGCCUUCGACCCCGUCGACCCCUUCGACCCCGUCGACCCCUUCGACCCCGUCGACCCCUUCGACUCCUUCGGUGCCUACUACCGGCACCAAGUCCCCUGCCGUGACUCCGGCUCCUGAGACGCCUUCCGUUCCUACGACUGGAACCAAGGCCCCUGUCGCGACCCCGGCUGCUACCACGCCAACGGCUGAGCAGGGAUCUCACGCUACCGACUGCAACCCGAACUUCCCCGUCGAGGAGACGGAGAGCCCUGCUGCUACUCCCGCCGCUACGACGCCGACUCCCGCUGCGACCCCGGCUGUUACGACACCGACGUCGACGAAGGGACCCGUCGUGACCCCUGCUCCUACCACCUCAACCGAUGUGGAGAGCUCUGCUUCGAAGGCCGACUCGACCUCGACCACCGAGGACUCGAGCAGCGACAACAUCGAGCAGACCGCUCAGCAGGCUAACACCCAGUCGGGUAAUGAGAGCAACAACGACAGCGGCGUCCCUACUAUCGCCAUGGCCGCCAUCGGCACUGUGGCUGCUGUGGCUGCUGUCGGCGUUGCCGCUGCCCAGAUCAAGAAGGCGCGUGAUGCCGACGCCGCUCUGGAGACCCCCGGCGACAGCGAGAACAUCCACAUUGAGAUUAAGCGCACGCCGGCUGGCGGCAGCACGAUCCUGUAAGGCGCCGGUUAUGCCUUUCGGGAUCGUGACAUAUGUCACGUUGUAUGAGGUGUGUUUGUCUAGGCUAACCCAAUUGGAUAAGGUUGGCUUCCCUCGCACGUAGUUCUCGAAUUCGAGUAGCGAGUUUUGUAUUACGACGCAUCGGAUAACGACAGCGAGGUAGACAGCAUUCCAAUGCAUUUAAUUUUCACACUUCCACUUCGACUACGCAGCGUUCUGUUGAAUUGGCAAUGCUGAACCAGGAAAUCUAGUACUGACUUUCUGGCUUCGGCACAAGUCCGAGCUGGGCUAAGACUAAUCGUAGACCAAAGCGAAGCAAGACGACACCGCCACGCUCAGCAACCGUCUGAAUUAUUACGACAGUCACGGUUUAGCGGCGAAUGGAUUUUGUAGUGUUCAUGCUGGUCAUGGCCGUAGCAAAGGGCCCACACGAACAAAAGAUAGAAUGCUACGCCGAUGUCGAUGACCGCAAUGAAGCGUGAACCUGUCUUGUUGACAGCGUUGUUGUACAGUUCGAGAUACAGAAGUCCC